GAAAGAAAAUUGUAGAAUUUGAAACGAAGCAUUGUAAAGUAAAGACGCGUUUUACGUCGAAGAGCUUAAUAUUGUGCGCUUUUAAUUGAUUUUCAAUACGUUUAAUUGCUGAAUAUUUGCAAAAUAAUUGAAAAGCUAUCUUUUGUAAGAAGUGUAAACAGAAAACUACAACAAAAUGUCGCUAUUUGGCUCAUUAAUGGGAGAUUUCGAUGAUGACCUGGGUAUGAUGGGCAAUCACAUGAAUGCCAUGAACAUGCAAAUGCGCCAAAUGAAUCGUUUGAUGAACUCAUUCAUGCCUGACCCAUUCAAUAUGCUGGCUCCAUUCGAUGCAGGCUUCCAACAGAACGCGCUCAUGGAGCGUGCCAAUACACAUGCUGGUAACCCAAUGGGUGGACUUUUUGGUUUUCCCGCAAUGCCAAAUAUGAAUCGACUGCUGAGUGCGGAUAUUGGCGCACCAAAUGGAGCUUCUUAUUGCUCCAGCUCCGUUAUCACUAUGUCCUCUGGCCCUGAUGGUCGUCCACAAAUCUAUCAGGCCACCAGUAGUACCAAGACCGGCCCAGGUGGCAUACGUGAAACACGUAAAACAGUGGAAGAUUCAAGACGUGGCAUGAAGAAAAUGGCAAUCGGCCACCACAUUGGCGAACGUUCACAUAUAAUUGAAAAAGAACAAGACUUACGUUCGGGUCAAUUGGAGGAACGUCAAGAGUUCAUAAAUUUGGACGAAGAUGAAGCAGAGGAUUUUGAUCGUGAAUUCACCAAUCGUUCACGUAUGAGUGUACGUGGUGCGCGUCCACAAGAGAUGAUCACAAUCGAAUCGGCUGAUGAUGACGAUGAUACACGUGCGCGUCAUUAUAGCAGACAUCACGGCAGUGGCGGACAGCAUCGUAGACAUUUACCAGCAUUGCCCGCACCACCACAACAACAGAAUAGCUCUCCAUUGUCCACCUCAUCAUCGGUCGAAACGUUGAACUCCAACUCUAAUGACAAACAGCCGACAAAGCGCGUCGCCGCCACCACCACAAACAUCAAUAAGGCUACAUUAACAACUGGUAGUAAGAUUAGAGAGGACGCCGCCAACACCACUAACAACAACAGCUACUUGACAUCAUCUUCUGCAACACGUCGCUCGCCAGCCGCCGGCUACCAACGUGGCAUUUCAGCGCGACGUCCAUUGCGUACACCGCCAUCGUCACCCCUUGCCACCGCACCGACCAAUCAUAGCCACAGCACAGCGCCAACGACAAGUGUACACCCCCAUCCAUAUAAUGCCGCGGCUGCACGACGUAAUUAUCGUUCGAAACAUACUAAACAACAUCAACAACCACAUCAGCCGCAAACAUUGACCAUCACUGAGAUAAUCGACGAUGAUGAUGAUGAAGAUGAUGUGGUGCAGACACCAGCAGGAGCAGUAAUCGUUGAGGAGGAGGAGGACGAUGAUGCAGCAGAAGCCACAACAGUGAUCAAUCCAGCAGCAGCCGCAGCAGCAGCAGCAGCAGGUCACGCCACAACGGCAAAUGCAACAACUCAUACAUCGACUCAACAACACUAAAACAAGAAUCAUACAAAAAAUAUUCUUAUUACAUACAUACAUACAUACAAACAUAUAAAUAAUAUCUAAUAAAUGGCGCGUGGGAGUAUGUGUUGUAAACGCUAAAUAUGUAUGAAUGAAGACGUACGUCGUACAUAAUAUUUUAAGUAGAGUUGAUGACCGCGUUGAUAAUAAUGAAAAUGUUCAAAGGAAUUUUUUUUCGUCGUAUUGGAGUACUGAUUGAUGAGGCGAGUAGGCGAGUAGCGAGUAGCAGCAGCAAGCGCUAGAAUUUUAAUUGCAUAGUUAAAUAGAGGGAAGUGAAGCCAGAGAGGAAUAUGUAGGAUCGUAGUGCAUACGCAUAUUAGGCAGUUGAGUUGCGUAUAUUUUUUUGUUUAUAGAUUUUAAAGCUAUGGGGGCAUAUAAUAAACACAACAAAAUGUUGAAAUCAAUAAAAGCAACAAACAAGCGAACAUUAUAAUCUACCUUAGGAUAACACUUAAAACCCUUCUUAUCAUUUAUCUAUGUAUCUAGUAUUGUAAUACAUGAAAACAACAUGAAAACAACAUCAACACUUUCUAAUAUUUCAGAAAUCUCUAACUCGCGCAAUGCAGGGCAAAAAAUAAUUUGAGAAAUAAAAACAUUCUAAAGCAGUUGAUGAGUAAUGACGAAAUCUAUAUAUGUGAAACAACAAAUCUAAUAAAUUUCUAUUAUUGAUUUUGCAAUGGUACAAUUACAUAACAUUGACAUAAAUAUAUGUGAAAUAAUGCUUUGCUUUGCCGUAGCUGCUGCUCUAUUCAGUGCUUAUACAAUUUUAUUCAUAAAUUACCCAAAUCCCUUUAAAUAUAAACAAAAAACUUUUUGAUUUCCUUACAUAUAUUACAUACAUACAAACAUACAUAUAUUAAACAAUUAAUAAUAUAAUAUAAAUUCUAAACUUUAGCUAUGUAUUACGGAAAAGCAUAUUUGGGAUUUUUUUUUUAACAAUGCCAUUACAGAAAAUGUUAUUCGUUUGAUGAAAUAUGAAAUAUACAUAUAUCUAAGCUAUUGAUACACCAGAAAAUAUAAACAAUUCAAUAUUAUAUAAUAACUGACGGUAAGCUUCCAACAACAAACAUUAAUGCAAAUUGUAGAUUUUUUCCCCUGCACCUAAGACAUUUUGGAAAUUUCGCACGCAGGCAGCCAAUUUUUUUUCCAACUUAAAACUAAAAAAAUAAAAUAUUUUAGUUUAUUUAUUUUUUAUAUUUAAAUAAAUGACAGUUAAAAAGCGUUUUGAAAAUAGAAAUUUUGAAAAUCCGGUAUAUUAAAAAAAAUUCUUUGAAAAAAAAAUUAAACAAAAAAAAAAAAAACGUUUGUAGAGCUGAGCUGCAAAAGCGUGCGUCAAAUUGCAAUUUCAAUUUAGGUAAACAGCGAAAAUAGUUGUGUAUAGAAAGUUAAUGCAUAGUUAAAGCGCAGGAAACAAAUCAAACAUUCUUAGACUUAAAACAAAUCAAUAUAAAUAGUAAUCUAGCAGUUACAAAAUUAUUAUUUAUAUUUUCUUAAUUUUGCAAUAUAUUGAAUUAUUUGUAAAUUUUAGUUUGUUUAUUUUUAAAUCAAAAAAUAAAUAUUUUAGUAAAACAAUAUUUUUUAAAAAAUUUUAUUUAGAAUUUUGAAAACAUGUUUCGAAAAGAAAACUUCAAUAGUACUUGUAUUUUAUUUUAUUAUUCCGGUUAUCGAUAAAGUAAAUCACCGACGUUUAAAAUAUUUUUAUCAGAGAAUUGUAAGUUUGUUCAUUUUUCCAUAAAUUUGUUUGGGUAGCACUUAUUAAGAUCAACUACAGUGUAGUCAAUAUCAUAAGAAUUGUAAACAGCUGAAUUAUAGAAAGAAAGAGAAGUUCGAUUCUAAUAAAAUAAUAAACGAAUAAUUACCAUCAACCCAAAAA
This is a messenger RNA of Ceratitis capitata (Mediterranean fruit fly), 3446 nucleotides long. It is a transcript of the gene Mlf, whose product is annotated as myeloid leukemia factor. Bases 176 to 1549 code for a protein of 457 amino acids. The transcript has 5 exons. The record is from RefSeq and is a predicted model, not a curated record. Gene Ontology annotation, cellular component: nucleus; cytoplasm. Lineage: Eukaryota; Metazoa; Arthropoda; Insecta; Diptera; Tephritidae. Gene Ontology annotation, biological process: regulation of DNA-templated transcription.